AUGUCACUUUUGGUGUGGCUUGUUUCCGGGAUUUUCACUGCCAUUGGAGCCUACUGUUAUGCUGAAUUGGGAACAUUGAUCAAAAAAUCCGGUGGUGAUUAUGCUUAUAUCAUGGAAGCAUUCGGUCCAUUCCUUGCAUUUCUCCGUUUAUGGAUUGAGGCGAUUGUGGUGAGACCUUGCACAGUGACAAUUGUUGCGUUGACCUUUGCAAUCUACAGCCUUCGACCAUUUUAUCCAAAUUGUCCUCCACCAGAAUGGGCACCGGAAUUGCUGGCUGUUUGUCUCAUUGUUUUGAUGACAGCAAUCAACUGUAUUUCUAUUCGAGCUGCCACUUUUGUUCAAGACUUUUUCACUGUUGCUAAAGUUUUUGCUCUUAUUAUGAUUAUUGGUGCUGGUGGGAUUCUUCUUUGCUUAGGAAAACCUCAGUACUAUGCUUCUUUUGAAAAUCUUUUCGAGGGAACUUCAAAGGAUUUCACAACAAUUUCUCUUGCUUUUUACGCUGGCCUUUUCGCCUAUUCUGGAUGGAAUUUUCUCAAUUUUAUUGUUGAAGAGUUGCAAAAUCCGAAAAGAAAUCUCCCACUAGCUAUCGCCAUCUCAAUCUCUUCAUGCACAAUUAUUUACUUUUUAACGAAUGUCGCUCUGUACACUGCGAUUUCUCCUGAUGAAAUGCUGGAAUCUCCCGCGGUUGCUGUUCUUUUUGCUAAUAAACUAUUCGGCCCCUUCUCUUUCAUGAUGCCCAUUUUUGUUGCUUGUUCGACGAUUGGAUCAGCUAAUGGAGUAAUUUACACUUCAUCUAGAUUAUUCUACGUGGGCGCGCGUGAAGGCCAAAUGCCCCAAGUGUUCACGAUGAUCAACAAAGAUACCAGGACUCCAAUCCCGGCUGUUGUGCUCACUGGUCUUCUAUCGCUUGCCUAUCUCGUUUUAUCAAAGGAUGUCUAUGCUCUCAUCAAUUACAUUCAAAUCAGUUAUUGGCUAGCCAUCGCUGCCGCAAUUGCCGCACUUUUCUACUUGAGAAAAUUGAUGCCCGAUGCGCCAAGACCCAUCAAAGUUAAUCUCAUUUGGCCAUCAAUUUUCUUUGUGUGUUGCUUGGCUUUGGUGGUUAUUCCAAUCAUGGCGGCACCUGUAGACACGGCAAUCGGAUUGGGCAUCAUGUUGACGGGAGUGCCCGUCUAUUUCGUCUUUAUCGCCUGGGAGAACAAGCCGAAAUUUGUGGAAGUUCUCUCAGAAUCCUUCACGAUCUUCAUCCAGAAAAUGUUCAUGGUUGUGAACGACGAGAAAGAUGAU
Messenger RNA from Mesorhabditis belari, 1284 nucleotides. NCBI's taxonomy places the organism in Eukaryota, Metazoa, Nematoda, Chromadorea, Rhabditida, Rhabditidae. The record is from the annotation of a GenBank genome assembly.